Molecule: messenger RNA, 3000 nt
Organism: Patiria miniata (bat star)
Lineage: Eukaryota; Metazoa; Echinodermata; Asteroidea; Valvatida; Asterinidae
Product: copine-3-like
Exons: 15
Coding region: 355-1977 (540 amino acids)
Biological process (GO): cellular response to calcium ion
Cellular component (GO): plasma membrane
Molecular function (GO): calcium-dependent phospholipid binding
Source: RefSeq, a predicted model, not a curated record
GCCUGUGUAAUAGGUCUGUGCAUUAUGUGGCUGCGCUUUUGGGCUUGACGUGGAACACAUCGGUAAAAUAGUUCACGUGGACCGAUCACGUACCGUGACGUACGUGCAUUUCAUGCGGGGAGAUCGCCCUGGAUGCUCCCGUUGAAUGAAAACAAAAUCACGGUGCGUGCAGCUGCGAGCGGGUAUAUAUGCAAACCGGUUGUACACAGUUGUUGACACUUGGACCUGCCCUGUUUUUUUCUAUCCCGGUUAUUGUGCUUUGCGGAAGUAUUGAAACUUGAUCGUUCUGCUGCUGGCGAACCAUCAUCACAGUUUGUGCAUAUUAUAUAAAAACAAGAAGCCCAAAAGUUCAAAAUGGCCGGCAGUGGACCUGGCCUGGGACCCAAGAUGUCCAACUCGGUGGAGCUGCGAUUUGCCUGCAAGCACCUGCCUGACAAAGACAUCACGUCCAAGUCGGAUCCUGUGGCUGUCUUGAUGGUGUUUGACACCCUGCAGAAAGUCUGGGUCGAGGUCGACAGGACGGAGCAAGUCAAGAACAACCUGAACCCUACCUUCUCCAAGGGCAUCGUCAUGGAUUACUGCUUUGAGGAAGUCCAGAAGGUGCGCAUAGGGGUCUACGAUAUCGACAACAAGAGCAAAUCCCUCACGGACGAUGACUUCCUUGGCGCCUUCGAGUGUACUCUGGGAAUGGUUGUUUCCAGCAAAAAGUUAGAAAAACCUCUUCUGUAUAAUAACGGUAAACAAGCAGGAAAGGCAACGUUAACAGUUACUGCUGAAGAAAUAGCUGAGAACAAUGAUGCACUUAUUCUGUCUUUCAGAGCGAACAACCUGGAUAAAAAGGAUAUGAUGGGUAAAUCCGAUCCCUUCCUGGAGUUCUACAAAGCUGGACAGGGUCCCGAGGAGUGGCACAAAGUUCAUGUUACAGAGGUGAUCAAGAACACGCUAAAUCCAACUUGGAAGCCGUUUAAGAUAUCGUUGCGGACCCUGUGCAACGCCGACUACGACAAGAAACUUAAGGUUGUCUGCAAGGACCACGACUUUGAUGGGGGUCACGACCUCGUGGGUAUCUUCUUCACGACGGCGCGGGAAAUCCGCUCGGCUUGCAAAAGUCAGGUAGAAUGGGAAUGCAUUAAUCCAAAGAAGAAACUCAAGAAAAAGAACUACCACAACUCCGGAACCGUGUUCCUCACAAAAUGCGAGGUUAAGAGACAAUACACCUUCCUGGACUACAUUUUUGGUGGUUGCCAAAUCAACUUCACAGUUGGUAUAGACUUCACAGGAUCCAAUGGUGAUCCACAAGAGCCGGUGUCACUCCAUUACAUUGAUGCCGCAGCGCCUAACGAAUACACAAAGGCCAUAGUAGCUGUGGGUGACGUCAUACAGGACUACGAUAGUGAUAAAAUGUUUCCUGCCUUGGGCUUCGGUGCCAAGAUUCCACCAAACCAACAAGUGUCCCAUGAGUUUGCCAUCAACUUUGAUCUCUCCAACCCGUACUGCGCAGGUGUCGGAGGUAUAGUAGCCGCUUACCAGAACUGUCUGCGACAGAUCACGCUGUGGGGACCAACCAACGUAGCGCCAAUCAUCACCCACGUUGCCAAGUUCGCAAAAGUAGCUAAUCAGGAUAAAAAAGCAUCGCAAUAUUUCAUACUCCUCUUACUCACGGAUGGCGUCAUCACCGAUAUGUACGAGACGCGGGAUGCCAUCGUGGCCGCUUCCAAGCUCCCCAUGUCCAUCAUCAUCGUCGGGGUCGGUAACGCCGACUUCUCCGACAUGCGCAUGUUGGACGGGGACGACGGGGUGUUGCGAUCGCCCAGCGGGGAACCGGUCUGCAGAGAUAUCGUGCAGUUUGUACCAUUCAGGGACUUCAAGCAGGCCUCACCGGCAAAGUUGACCAAGUGCGUCCUAGCCGAGGUACCCAAGCAGGUCGUGGAGUACUUUGAAAUGAAGGAGCUGCAACCUCCCACGAUCCCCCGUUAGUAGAGCGCCCCCUCUUGUCCGCACUCUGUUUCUGUACUUCUCAUUUUUUCUUCUUUUCCAUGCUAAGCAUGAUGUUAACCUAGAUGUAGUCAACACUUGAACAAUAGUUGUACAAUUAACAACGUAACAGUCUCCAGUACUAUAUAUGUAAUUUUAAAUUCAACACAAAACAAUAUGGAUCAGUGGCAUUGUACAGUAUACCAAUUUUUUAUUCACCUCAUAUUUGGGGGGGGGGGGGAAGGGACAGUUUAGCACUGGUGGGCACACCAAACUAUAGAGCUUAACCACUUCGCACCGGGAUUAUUUUUGCCGAAAGUUCGAUUUUCGCAAAAGGCAAAAUUUUCCAGCAAACUUCUGAUAUACAGCCAAACACCACAGAUACUGAUUCGCAAGAGUCAUUUCAACAGUAUUUGUACCAUAUUUCUUGCCGAAACCUCAUGUUUCAAAACUCCAAUACAACGGAGCGUAAAUUGUAGAACAAUAGGCCGUGCACAAAGGCCAACUCAAGAUCGACACACGAUCUGCCUCCACAGACUUUACAGACUUUGUGUUUGUGUGUACAAAAGACACGAGGGAUUAGCGUGUUUAGACGUCACCCGGAGGCGAGGCGAGGCACGCUUGACGUUUUAACCCGUCAGCCGUGUGUACAAAAACAGCCAGUGCGUGUUAACACUGCCAGCGCUUGUUAACGCUUUACAAUGGAAUGUUUACGACAUGCCACCACUAUGUGCGCGUAUCUAGCCGUACUUAGAUUUAGCUUGUACAUGUAACUAAACCAAUGUACUUGUAGAUAUUAAAUUUGCUGAAUUUUUUGGUAUGGACUUUUGGAAUAUCAGACUAGUUUUUUUGUUCCGCUCAGUGACAGGAUUUGUAGCACACAUUGCAGAUAACCAAUUUUUUAAAUUUUGCAAACUUUGAUAUAUUGUACGCACACACUGUAGUGACACAUGAAUCUUUCUCCUGCACACUAGUAAUGUAGUAGUUUUCUUCUUUUUUUAAUAAAAGAAACUAUUUGUUAAUGCA